AUGAGUCAUUUUGAAUUCGCCAUACCGCUUCAGAAGGAUGAAUUACUUGAAUCUCAUGCAGGACAGUAUCAUGUCGAGGAUAUUGUGCAACCGCGAGUACUUUUAUCAAAAUUACAAGAUGCUGCACGAGCUUUUAAUGCUGAAGGGGUUGAGUACAUAUUGGAACACUUUGAUACGUAUUUCUCUAUCCUAGUUCACGGCAACAAGCUAGAAUGGAAUGUUAUAAAUAAAGGUUUUGAACACAUCGUACGUGCAAGCAAAAGCCUCUGUAACCACUUAGAGCUUAUAUUGCAAGAUAAAGAAAUUGACUCAGACCUUAGAAUUAAAAACUUGAACAUUUUGAAAAUGAUAAUGUAUCUGUAUACACAGCUUAUGAAGACUAAAGACACUAAACUUGCUACUGAUAAUUCCACUAAGCUGACACUAGGCAAAAAAGGCAAGAAAGUAACUACAGAUGAAGAUGAGUUCUGUGGCUGGACUGAGUCUGACAAGCUGGCGGCCCUGGUUACACUCAAUUUAGUACUGCAGCAACCCUUGUUUAGGCUAUGGGAUCCACCUUUAGCUGAAGACAACUUUGUAUCAAUGGUGGCAGAUCCGUGCUACAAAGCACUGGAAGAACAAAUAAUUAAAAAUAAAUCCAUCAGAGAAACUGUGUUUCAAGUGCUUGGGGUGCUGAUCAAGAAGUACAAUCAUGGUACUUCAUGUCUCAUCAAAUUGGUGCAGGUACUUCAAAUGAUGGAGCAUGCAGUAUCACCGAUUUGUGCAGGAGUAGUGCAACUAACAAAAGAAUUUGGACUUGGAACUUUUGGACCACAAAUGGUGAGAGAAAUAGCAGAGGCUUUAGCAUCGACAGAUGAUGAGAAUGUUGGAGCUGGUACGGAGCAGGGAGCUACCAAGAACUGUGGCGCCUUUCUACUGGAACUGACUAAGGAAAUGCCUAAAGAAAUGACCACUGCCAUCGCCACCAUACAACCUUAUUUGGAGAGUGAUGAGUCGUACACGCUCCGUAUCAGCGUGUUAGGCAUGAUGUGCGAGGCGCUGAGCUCCGAGCUCCGUGGUGAAGGGCUGCCCGACGACAUGCGCGCGCAACGGGACGACUUCCUCGACGACCUCUACGAACACAUGCACGAUCUCUCCGCAUACGUGCGACAUAAGGUGCUGCAAUUCUGGUGCCGUCUGCAAAGAGAAAACUGUGUGCCAGUGAGUCGACAGAAAACUGUACUCGAGCGAUGCAUCGGCCGGCUAAAGGACAAGGCAGCACUCGUCAGGAAAGCUGCAGUACAGUUACUAAAGAUAUUCUUGGAAUGCAAUCCAUUCUCAGCGCAACUGAAAUUGGAAAUACUUGAGGAACAGUUGAAAACUGAGCAGGAUAUAUUGGAUGAUCUACAAAAGAAGUUGAAUAACGGCCCUGACCCUGAAUUAGUAAAACAAUGGGAGGCUUUAGAACGUGAAGUAGUAAGUGCCAUUAAAAAAGGUAUGGAGGUCCUUACGCAAGAUGAACCAGAAUUAUCCCAAGCUUCACUGGACAAUUUGUACGAAGCUAUCCGCAAACAUCUUCGUGAAAAGAACUAUUACAAGGCAUAUCUUAUUGUAAAGCACACUGAGAGACAGUACCCUGAUGCCAAGUUAAUGAGGUGUGAUAUGGAGAAGAGUGAUCAGAUUGCAUACUUCGUAGCGUUACUCAGAAACAUAUUCAUAAUACCAGACAGGACAACGUCUCUAACUCAGCAAUGUGAACAAGAAUUAGCUCUGUAUAAGAGAAUAGAAGAAAAAGAGAAUAUAGUUGCCUUUCUCCAAGAGUCAGUACAUUUCAGUCGAAUGGUGUCUGAAGCCGUGCCUGUUAUAAAUUCCUUACUGAUGUCCAAGCAAGCUGGUGACGUUAGUGAGGCGAUAGACUUCUUCGUAACUGCUCAUCACUUCAAUAUUGAGUCAGCGAAAAUGGGCGUCGCUAACAUGUUGCUGCUUGUUUGGUCUCCUGAUCAGGAUAAACGUGAAGCAGUGGAGCGUGCGUACCGCGACAUGUACUUGGAGUGUGACAACAAGGCGGAGCGCGCGCGGUGCUUCGCCAUCGCCAACAAACUGGUCUCUCUCAUGGCGCACGUCGACCGCGGCAGCGCACUGGCGCUCGAACAUUUAGUUGCCAAGUGGGUCGAUAAGGGCGACAUCAGUCCUGGUAUCAUACAGGUGUUCUGGGAAAUGUUCCUAAAGAAAAUUGAUGGGACUACGGACAUGGAUAGUUACGCGGCACUCACUUUACUUGUGUUGGUCGCGAAGGCGAAACCUUCUGUAGCAGUCGCUAAUCUUGACGUUAUACAAACACAUGGCCUGACAGCCGAUUAUAAUUCGAGGAACUUAAGUGUCCAGCUAUUAUUAUCAUUGGCGAAAAAGAACCAAAGAUACCCUGAAGACCACGCGCUGUUCAAGUCAAUCUACGAUAGUUUACUGGAAGCAUUCUCGAAGUUAGAUAAAUUCACAGCAUUUGCCGCCAACUGUAUUGAUCUAAUAUACGGAAUCUGUGACACUCCUGAGAUUUUAAGCGCAAAAAUUCUGGCGGAGAUGUACAAGAGAGUUGAGGAGACGAUAGUGAGAGAUGGUGAGAAUGAGGAAGAAAUCACUGUGCCUGUGGAGCUACUGACUCGCUUCGUGUUUUUACUGGGACAAGUGGCGUUACAGCAACUCAUAUACCUUGAUAUAAAUGUGUACAGUGAACUCAGGAGAAGGAACCAGGUUCGUGAAGAACGAAAGGCUGAAGAGAAACGUAAAAAGAAAGCUGGCGCAUUUGCGACGCCGGGGAAACGCGGCCGCGUGGAUGACUUACGUCGCCAGACUCUCAUGAAUGUCAGCAAUGCAAGCGCUUCGUCCAGACAACAGCGAUCUGCCAGCGUCACCUCCACCAAAGGACCUUCGGUGAACACGACGAUGACGGAGGAGGAGGCGCUAGAGGGCGCCGUUGCGGACGAUGCGGACGCGGAGUACGUGCGCAGCGUGUGCGAGCGAGACAUCGUGGGCGCCGGCAGCGCGCUGGCCGCCUACGUGCCGCUACUGCGCGCGCUGCUCACGACCCACGCCGCGCCCGCGCUGCAGGCCGCCGCCGCGCUCGCAUACACCAGGUUCAUGUUGGUAUCGAGCGCAGUGUGCGACGAGGGUCUGCAGCUGAUGAUGACAGUACUGAAGAAGUCCAAGAAUGUGUCUAUGAGAACCAACCUAACUAUAGCAUUCGCUGAUCUUACAUUGCGGUUCCCCAAUCUCACCCAACCUUGGACACAUCAUAUUUAUCAUAUAUUGACCGACGAAGAGUUGGAAGUGCGUCAAUGUGCAGUCAAAAUGCUCUCCUUCCUGGUACUACAUGAAAUGGUGCGAGUGAAGGGACAAAUCGCGGACAUGGCGCUUUGCUGCGCGGACAAAGACCCGCGAGUUGCUUCCAUGACAAAAAUAUUCUUCAAACAAUUGUCACAAAAAGGCAACGCCUUGUACAACGUCAUGCCAGAUAUCAUAUCGAGGCUUAGUGACCCCGAAUUGAACGUCCCUGAAGAACAUUACCGGUCUAUCAUGAAAUAUAUCACAUCUCUUAUACAAAAAGACCGCCAAAUGGAAGCUCUUAUCGAAAAACUAUGCCAAAGAUUCAAACUGUCAACAGAAGAACGGCAGUGGCGCGACCUGGCGUACUGUCUUUCCCUAUUUACGUACAACGAAAGAUCUCUACGCAAACUAAUUGAAAACCUCGAUUGUUACAAAGAUAAGCUGCAUUGUGCGGGAGUCAUGGACUCCUUUAAUAUUUUGAUGAAUAACACGUCGAAAAUGGCGCGCAACGAAAUUAAAGCUCUUGUCACGGAAUUAGGAGAAAAGAUAGAAGAAUGCUUUGCGGUCCGCGGUGAGGAGAACGGUAACACGGAAGAUAAUAGUGAAGGUGCUGCUAACAGUGGAUCGCCGCCGACUCGGAAGACCGAGGCGGUGAAAGCUACGCCGCGCCGUAAGCCCGCAGCCAGGAGAAACCGAAGAAAAUCUUCUUCCAGCCCAGAUGAGAACGAACCUCCAAGUAACGAAAAGACACCGCAAAGUGUAAGAAAGUCCAGCAGAAAAGCGGCGACAAGAGCGAAUAAAGCAGUCGCAAAUGAUUCCGAUGAUUCUGACGACGACUUCCAGAAGAAAGACGAUGAGGAAGUGUUCAAAAAACCUGCCGUCAAGAAAACAACACGACGAAGAAAAUUAUAA
Spodoptera littoralis (African cotton leafworm) is the source of this 4212-nucleotide messenger RNA. The record is from the annotation of a GenBank genome assembly. Lineage: Eukaryota; Metazoa; Arthropoda; Insecta; Lepidoptera; Noctuidae.